This is a messenger RNA of Prunus dulcis (almond), 1430 nucleotides long. Its product is annotated as dCTP pyrophosphatase 1-like. Gene Ontology annotation, molecular function: nucleoside triphosphate diphosphatase activity. The record is from RefSeq and is a predicted model, not a curated record. Lineage: Eukaryota; Viridiplantae; Streptophyta; Magnoliopsida; Rosales; Rosaceae. Bases 844 to 1257 code for a protein of 137 amino acids. The transcript is spliced from 2 exons. Gene Ontology annotation, biological process: nucleoside triphosphate catabolic process.
GUGUGUGUGUGAAUUGCAUAAAUUUACAUUACAUGCAGACAUAAUGAGUAUGAAGGCAACAAAUCUCAAGGCACAUAGGUGGGCGCCAACACUUAAAGCAUAUGCAAGCAAAAAGCUUGUUCCCUUUUACACGUCUUUUUCCUUCUGCGGAAUAGAUAAUAUAGGUAGCUUGGUAGAUUUUGUACUUUUUCAACUUAGACUCGAUUUCCCUUGCUAUAAAGCAGAGUAUAAACGACACACAACAACCAUGUGGGAUAUGAAAUGGAAAGCUUUGUUUAUAUGUCGUGCAAGUUCCUGAUUCUGAUGUCGAAAAUUAUCCACACCCAAAUCGCAAUUUCCGGAUUCAUAAAAGAGACAAGGAGCCAAUGAUGUUUUUGUAUUGUUGGUUCCAUAAAAGACUGAGAAACAAAAAUCUUUUGUGAUUUUUGUGAAAUCUGAAAAUAUACUAGCUAGUGAAAUCACCAUUAUACUUGGGGGAGGAUAAAUCCAAAAUGCCAAGGAACAAAGCUAUAGGAUAAUUCCAACGGGUUGGCUUAUGCAUAGGCAUAGGUGAGAGAGCUAUGUGCCAAAUUGAAGUUUUUGGACCAAUUGCUUCCCAUAUUAUUCCUAGUUAAAAUUUUGAAGUAGAUAGGUACGAGUGAUUUCAAGUCAUGGAUGAUAAGAUUGGGAACAUCUUUUGCCAUAUCUGAAAUGAUUACUGUUUUCGGGGAACACUCAAGUGCCCCUCCACUAUACCAAAUGGUGCAUUUUUAGUUUUACAAAAACAAAACAAAAAAGGCCACCCAAAAAAAAGCAAGCCAUAAGUCUCUCUCAUCUCUGCAUUUGCUUUAAAUUUGGUCGUGCAUGAGCCAAAGUGGAGGAGAGCUAGGAUCAGAAGAGAUGGGAAGUUCUUAUGAGGUUGCAAGAAAUGCUAAGGGUGUUUCACUUCAAGAACUCAGAGAUAGGCUUGCUGAGUUUGCUCAAGUAAGAGGAUGGGAUCAAUAUCACAGUCCAAGGAACCUCCUUCUAGCCCUGGUGGGAGAGGUUGGAGAAUUGUCUGAAAUUUUCCAAUGGAAGGGAGAAGUUGCAAGAGGACUUCCUAAUUGGACUUGUGAUGAGAAAGAGCAUUUGGAAGAGGAGCUCUCUGACGUCUUGCUUUAUCUGAUUCAACUUGCUGAUGUUUGUGGACUUGAUCUUGGAAAAGCUGCACUCUCCAAAAUUGUCAAGAAUGCUAGGAAAUACCCUGUUACCAAUCAAACACCAAACUCCACCAACUAGCUGUCAGCAAACAGCCUUAAAUUUUCCUUGUGUUUUUAUGUGUCUUGUUGUAAGUCUUGCUACAGCUUUAUCCUUGUGCUGCUGAUCAUGUCAACUAUGAGCAAAGUUUUGUUCAGAGAAACAUCUAUUUUCCAAUGCUUCUAAAUAAUAUCAUCUUUCGCUGUUGUUGAUAA